Messenger RNA from Caenorhabditis bovis, 1197 nucleotides. Lineage: Eukaryota; Metazoa; Nematoda; Chromadorea; Rhabditida; Rhabditidae. The record is from the annotation of a GenBank genome assembly.
AUGUCGGUUUGGUGUCAGAUUUGUAAGGAAUUGAAAUCGUGCACAAAUGCAACCCAGUUGGUCCCAUGCCUUCACACGUUCUGCAAUCCGUGCAUCGCCGAGGUCUCGAAAACGUCGAAAGUGUGCCCGGCGACGCAUUGCUAUUCGCCGAUUGUUGCGCCCGACAGUUUUAUUGGAAUAUGCGAGGUUGGCAAUUUUUUUGUUGUUGUUGUGACAUUCUCAAAAACGCAAUUUUCGGCUGAAAAAUGCAUUAAAAAAAUUGCAAUCGCCUCGGACACAUUUCGAACCGUUUGCCAUCAUGAAAUAUGCCAAUAUUGUUUCGACAUGGCUUCCAGAAAAGAUAAACUAUCAUGCCCAGUGUAUGGAUGUGGUGAGCCAAUGCUUGACGAUGAGGAGCUCCUUUGCGACGGGCCUUGUCGGCGUCCACUAUUCUACAAUAAAACCAUAGUUCAGCCAUGUUGUGGGGCUCGCUUAUGCCUGGAAUGUGCGCAAUCGGCGACGAGCGGAAAAGACUUUUGCGAGCCCGGCAAAUGUGUGACGAAAGAGCCGACGAAGAAGAAGAAGGCGGUUGACUUGUCAAAACAAUCGUGCCAGGGUUGCGUUGGCUGCGACGGCGAAGUGCUUCGCAAUUUCCCGUCGGAAUAUGAAUGCGAGCACGACGUGUGCAUCGGCUGCAUUUCGGUGAUGCUCGACGAAUGCGAGAAGAGCAAUCGAUCGCCGUUCUGUCCGAACAAGGGCUGCAACAUACCGUAUCGUUGCGAUUCGGUGCUCGCGUUGCGCGCGCUCUUCCCCGAACGCGAGAAGUUCUUCUCAAAGUUCACGCUGAGCGUCCACUUCUCGAUGCAGGUGCUGAAGGAUGACACGAUUACGGAAAUUCAACUCAACGACGCCAUCGACAUGGAGCAGAAGUUCUCGCUGAAGGUGUGCUUCUGCGAGGACGAGGAGAACGGCGUCAACAUCAAUUACGUGAAAGACGGCAGCCUCGGCGAUCUGAUACGCGAAAUUCGACGCGUCUUGAAAAUUCUCUCAACUGAUAAGAUUUACGGAUAUUAUCGAAAAGAUGGCGAAUCGGGCAACACGACACUUGAAGUGAGCGCGAAGACGAUUAAGAAAACGGCUGCUGAAAUGAACAUCAAUGAGAACACUGUAAUUCUGGUCGACAUUUCCGGAAUUGUUGCGUGCCAAACGAAGAAAUGA